AUGGUAGGUGAAUCCCUGUCUUUACUAACUAGCAUCUCUGUGUUAGCCGUGAGGUUGCAGUCGACUCCACAGGCCAAUGGAGGCUGGAUCACCACACAGCUGAACCAGGUGGUGUCACUCACCUGCCUGCUGGACACGGCCGACCCAGAGAAGGAGCUGGAGUGGUUCCGGAAUGGGGCUUUAGUUCGGCUGGAGGGAGGAGACUCAUCGGAAGCGGUCAGCCUCUGCAUUAACCCCGUGUUCAAGGAGGACAACAGCGUUAUCUUCACCUGUCAGCUGAAGAAGGACGCCAGCGCCAAUGCCUCAGUACAGCUGGAAGUGCAAUUUCCCCCCGAGCUGCCCAACAACGAGACGCUGGAGGUGGAGGAGGAAAGCGAUGUGGUUUUGACGUGCGACGCCCACGCCAACCCCCAAGUGACCGUGACCUGGCUGCUGGAUGGAUCGGAGCUGGACAUGGAAAGCGGAGGCUACGUGCAGGCCCAGGAUGCGAUGACCGCCCGCCUCUCCUUUUACAACAUACAACGCAGCAUCCACCAGGGAACAUACAGCUGCACCACUCACUCCCCCAAAUACGGAGACAGUACCAAGACAUUCGAGCUACUUGUGACAGAUAAGACCAUGAAGUUCCCCUUGGGCCCCAUCAUUGCUGGGGUAGUGGUAGUACUCCUCACUCUUCUCCUGGCAUUCAUUUCAAGGUGGAAAAGAAUCAAGCAGUGCUGUAAGUAAGAGAGCUUCCCCUAAUAAACGGAAGAAAAGCAUACGGAUUUGAGCCAUUGAACUCUGAGGAGCUGAACCUUUGAAAAUUGUGUUGAAGAAACCUUUGAAGAGCUGAAGAAAAUGUCAAGCCAGACCUCUGAGCCUUAGACACGGAUAUGAGGAGGUUUUUAUUAAGCAACUGGAACACUGGAAAAGCAGUCAGACCAGUACUUGCAUUGAUUUGAUUUUGUUAUUGCUUCUUAAUGAAACCACAGGCUUGUAGGAAGCACUGCCACCUGCAAGACACACAAUCCCAGGUGAAAUUCCUGUACUCCUGAUAAACCAUUGUCCUAGUAAGAUGUAACUACUCAACACAUAAAAUUAUUGUGCAAUGGUCCUAGAAGCCCAUUCCACUUAAGUUAUACAUUGAUUGUAGGGACAGAGACACACCUGAUAGACACAUUUCAGUGCUAGAGAAAUAAAACCAUUAAAACUGUUAAAUAUUGAU
Messenger RNA from Conger conger (European conger), 1204 nucleotides. It is a transcript of the gene tmigd1, whose product is annotated as transmembrane and immunoglobulin domain containing 1. Gene Ontology annotation, biological process: cell-cell adhesion. The record is from RefSeq and is a predicted model, not a curated record. The transcript has 4 exons. The coding region runs from base 1 to 726 and encodes 241 amino acids. Gene Ontology annotation, cellular component: cell-cell junction. Gene Ontology annotation, molecular function: cell adhesion molecule binding. Lineage: Eukaryota; Metazoa; Chordata; Actinopteri; Anguilliformes; Congridae.